Messenger RNA from Closterium sp. Yama58-4, 5157 nucleotides. The record is from the annotation of a GenBank genome assembly. NCBI's taxonomy places the organism in Eukaryota, Viridiplantae, Streptophyta, Zygnematophyceae, Desmidiales, Closteriaceae.
AUGACGUGCCUCGGGAUCAACGGCAUUCGUUUCAAGAAAUGCAGCAGGCCGGACUCUUUUUUGCCUAGAGCUACGGAAACCGCAGCAGGUGUAGCAGGAACGGCAGGAGACUUAGGAGCAGUUGAAGCAGCCGGAGCGGUAUCAGGACCGAGACAGGGAGAGCCAGGGGAGAUUCCACUAGCACCUGCUGGAAGGGCCAGAAGGAAUUCCUCAUCAGUGUUGGUGUUGGCUAAAGGCGAGUCUGUCUGCCUGUCACACGGUGACCAAUUUUUCCUUGCUGCAAGCCCUAAGUGCCUUGUCAGUGUGAUAAUACCUGGCUGUGGCAGUAGCGAGUCCAAGAAGACACAUUGUGCUGCCAGAAGAGAGGUAGGGGGAGAAGUAUUAGCGGGAGGAGCAGCAGAUGGGGGAGAGGAGGUCACAAGGGGAGACGAUAGAAGCAGCAAUGCUAGUAAGGAGAAGACGAGGGAGGGUGGGAGGUUGGCAGGGGAGGAGGAGGAAAGAGAUGGGAGCGAGGAGGAUAGAAGAGUCACUGAUACAGUGCGGGAUCACAUGCGAGAGGAUGGGAGGAUGAGCGGUGAUGAGCGCGAGGGUGACCAGAGAGAGGAAUCUCACAUGCUCGAAGAGAGGCACGGUGGGGCGGGAGGGAGAGAGGAGAUUGGGAUGAGCGAACAGGCGAUGGGAGUGGAGGGCGUUGGGGUGAAGAGAGUGAGGGAGGUGGCGAUGAGGGAUGCGUUGUGUCUGGACGCAGUAGGGGUGGGAGGGAAACGCGGAAUGAGGGUUAAGUGGAGGGCAAGGAGGUUUGUGUUGGAUUCGGAAAGGCAGGAAGACGAGUGGCAGGAGGAGGAGGAAGAGGAAGAGGAGGAAGAGGAGGAGGAGAAGCGGGAGGCGGGUAUGGAGGAGGUGGUGGUGAGUCUUACGGGGUAUGAAGGACUCAUGCGCUCGUCUGUGAAGCUCAUGAUCCAAGCCUUAGGAGCGCAGCUCAUGCGCGACUUCGCUUCACAUCUCAGCACACACCUGCCUGUUCCUGAUGUCUCCCAGGUUGCUCCUGAUAGUCCUCAGUUGAAAACAGCAGAGGAGAGAAAGGGGGGACAGGAGGAGAGGGAAACGGAUUCGGGAGGGAGGGAACCAGAGCGGGGGGGGAGAAAUGCAAUUGAUGCUGGACGUGUGGCGGAGGAAGGAGAGAUAUUCAUUGAUAAAAUCCCAUUAUCUCCUGACAUUGGGGGGGGUUCUCACAACAGACCCCUUGACUGCACGCUCGGCCAGCUGGCUUCUGAGGGAGCAGAAGGAAACCGAAUGUUCCAGCCAUCUGUUGCUGCUGUUGCUGAGAAUCCUGGAGAGGAAGCUUGUAACGAGGAUGAGGGAUCUGACAGCUCGUUUCAGCAAGCGCGGAUGCUGCUGGCGUCUCUUUGGAGACCAAGAGAAGAAGAGGGAGAUGGGGGUAUGCUGGUGGAUAGGCGGAGAGAGCAGCAGGAGGUGACUGGUGAGUUGGCUGAAAGGGCUUGGAGAAGGGAGGGAGCAGAUGGGGAGUUGCUUGUGGGUAGGCAGAGAGGCGACGGGACACUAAGGGAUGUGAGCCAAGUGGAAGAGGAUGUGGUGCAAGAGGAUUUUAGGCUUGCGGACGUGACUGAGGAGGGUGUGAGGGAAGAGGGUGAGGAUGUGAUACAAAGGGAUGUGAGACUUGAGCAUGCGGGGCAGGAAGAGGUGGUGGUUGCUGCGAGGGGAGAGGAAGUGGCAGAAGAGGGCGUGGGGAGAAGGUCAGGCAGGAGAGACAGGAUGGGAGUGCUUCCACAGCAAGAGCGAUCAGGCACUGGUGAUGUGAUUAAGGGGAAGCGAAUGAAAAGCGGAGGUGAGGGGAGUGAUGAGCAGGGUGGGAGAGGUUUGUGGGAGGAUGAAGAAUGUGAGGAACGGAAGGUUGUGGCAGAGGAGAAAGAGGAAGAGGAGGAAGAAGAGAAGGAGAAAGAGGAGGAGGAAGAAGCCGAGGAAGAAGAGGAAGAGGAGGAGGACGAGAUUGAGUUUACACAGCGUGUGCCUGAGAACCCCGUGAGGAGGGAUGGCAUGGCAGGGAGCGAGUCGGAGAGAUCAGAGGAUGAGAAAGGGGAUGCAAACGCCUGUGCUGUAGGGGGGACGCAUACAGGUGAUGUGCGUCAAGACCACAACAAGCAUGGUCACGCAGCGACAGCUGGCAUGUUGGCCGAUGACGUGGCGCCACCUGGCAGCCCGGCACGUGGCGACGAAGGGGCCAGUGGCGGGCUGACACAUGGCAAGUCCGUUUGGACGCUGGAGGCGUUUCUGGGAAGGAAGGUGGAGCCUAGAAGACCGUUGAGAACAGCAGAGGUGGGAGUGGGAGCGGUGAGAGAGGCAGCAGAGGGUAGAAUACCGGAGCUGCCUCUCUUGCGAGAGGGGACUGUGGGGCAAGCGGAUGCAGCAGCAGGUGGUGCAGGUGGUGCAGGUGGUGUGGCAGCAGGGGUAGCAGGGGUAGGUGCAGCUGUGGGGGGAGCAGCAACAGCAGAGCCUGACGGGAAUCAGAAUCAAAAGCCACGCUUUCGCACACCCACCAAGGUGGUACUUGAUGGGAGCCUGAAGGCAGUGGGGCUUGCCCGCACGCCACCCAGGGCAGCAUUUGCGAGUCCCAGUGGCGGGUGUGCGUGUGCCAUCUGCCAGGAGGACACUCCGGCCACGCAGAUUGGUGUGCUGCCCUGCAUGCACGCCUUCUGCUACACCUGCGUCUUCAAGUGGGCUGAGAGUGCGGCCACAGCCAUUCCGUGCUGUCCUCUUUGUAAGGAGCCCUUCGAAUUCAUUAGAGUGCGCAACAAGAGGGCCAGCAGGGAAGCAGCUGCAGCUGCCAAGCGCACCAGUCUCCCUGCUGCUGCUGCUGCUGCUGCUGCUGGUGAUGGUGCUGCACCUGUGGAUGAAGAUGGUGGGGACGGGGAGGAAGAGCGCAUUGUGAUGGUGCCAACUCGCAAGAGAAGGGCGCCCACGGAUGAGUCACCACUCGAUACCAUGGUGUGCUGUGUGUGCCAGUCGGGUGCAAUGGAGGAUCUGCUACUUCUGUGUGACGGCUGCAACCACUUAGGAGCACACCACACCUUCUGCCUCGAACCGCCGCUCCCCGCCGUGCCCUCAAGCCAGGAGCCCUGGUUCUGCCCCGCUUGCUCUGAGAGAAGGACUCCUCGACGGACACGCCGCCGCCUUCAAGUGGAAAGGCAAGCAUCAGCAGGUACUAGAGGCCGAGCAGCAGCACGUGCGAAUGGACAGCAGCGGGGGCUUAGGAGCACGGCCCAAGUAAAUUCGCCUCAGCCUGUGGGAGGGCUUGAUGCUGACUUCGCAAGCAGCAUUCUUGGGAGCGCGUUUGGGGACAGGACGAGCUCCUGGAGCGGGUUCGCCGUCAAGUCGGUUCAAGAGCUGUCGGAUCACGCAGUUCAGCCGUCUCUGGAGAUCUGCAUAGUCGGCAGGUGUGACGGUUUGCCGGUCAUGCUGACGGAAACGGUGCAACUGACGGCCAGACGGAAGAACCACUGGAAGGCAGGUCUGGACGCAAUUCCCGAGGUUGAGGAACCCGACCGGAUGCAUGCCAGGGCGAUGGCUCUCGACGAGGAUCAGCGGAAAGUCGUCGUUUUUCAGGAAAAUUACAAUGGUUCUGAGAAGCAGCCGAGCCAGUUUCCAGGAUUCUACGAUCUCCCUGCAGGCUAUGUUGAAAAUGAGGAGGGUAAUGGCGAGCUUUCCUGGUUCAAUGCUGGAGCACACUGGGAGUUGGUUCCUGGUCUGCCGCUAACGGAGGAGAUCGCAUCGCUGAAUGGCGGAGUUCGCAUCGCUGAAUGGCGGAGCUUGCGGACACGUCGACGUUCGAGCGCUUUUCAUCUAAUGCUGGUGGGAACGGUUCCUGGUCUGCCGCUAAUCCUGGCUGAUCCUGGCGCUGCUGGAGUGCUGCUGGCUGAUCCUGGCGCUGCUGGAGUGCUGCUGGCUGAUCCUGGCGCUGCUGGAGUGCUGCUGGCUGAUCCUGGCGCUGCUGGAGUGCUGCUGGCUGAUCCUGGCGCUGCUGGAGUGCUGCUGGCUGAUCCUGGCGCUGCUGGAGUGCUGCUGGCUGAUCCUGGCGCUGCUGGAGUGCUGCUGGCUGAUCCUGGCGCUGCUGGAGUGCUGCUGGCUGAUCCUUGCACUGCUGAGGUGGACGGGCUUUUUGCUGAGGUGGACGGGCGCGGUGGGAUGACCACUGGCGUGGGGCUGCCUCUACCCGCCCUGCUGACCACCGCUCGUGGAGCAGCAAGGCAACACUGCAUCUCGUGGCCAGCAAAGCAACUGGGAAGUGCCUUUCCCCUCGCCUUCCCUUCUCGUCAUUCGUUUCGUUUCGUCAUUCGUUUUCCGCACCUCGUUCUUCACUCCAUCCAACCAUGGGUUCUUCACUCGGGAGGAGCAGAGGAGCCUGCAGAGAACAGCAGCAGCGACUCGAGAGGACGGCAGCAGAGGGACGGAGAAGCGAGCGGUGGGAUGACGCACGGCCGGCAGCCACACGGCUGCCUCCUACCCGCCCUGCUGACCACCCGCUCUGUUCGAGGCGGGCUCUCCGGGCAAGAUGGCUCGGAGACAAGGCGGCAGCACUUCAGCAGAGGUGUAGUGCGGUGUGGAAUGGUAUGGUGCGGCAUGAGGAGGAGGCAGACAUUUCGGGCAACGAGCCGGCGCGGAGGCAAGGUGGCGGCACUUCAGCAGAGGUGUAGUGAGGUAUGGAAUGGUAUGGUGGGGCAUGAGGAGGAGGCGGACAGUUCGGGCAACGAGCCGGCGCGGAGGCAAGGUGGCGGCACUUUAGCAGAGGAGGACACUUGGAGCAAGGAGGUAAGCAUGCGACUUUUGGGGAAAGGAGGAGGAGGCAACCAGGCGGCACUUCAGGUGAGGGGACGAGGUGGCAAGGCGGCGGCACUUGAGACGAGGAGGCAACACGUCCAGCAAGGGGGAGUCUACAGCGCCAUCGACAUGCAAGUCUACAGCGCCAUCGACAUGCAAGUCUGCAGCGCCAUCGACAUCAAGGAGGGCAAAGCAGCAGCUUGGAGGCGAGUCAACACCAUCACCGACUGUGCUCAAGAUUCAUUGGAUCGGAGCGGAGCAGCAGAGGAGGAACAGGAGCAGCCGCUUCUGCUCUUCUCUUGUAAGCCUCUUUUCUCGACUUGA